Molecule: messenger RNA, 3443 nt
Organism: Paralichthys olivaceus (Japanese flounder)
Lineage: Eukaryota; Metazoa; Chordata; Actinopteri; Pleuronectiformes; Paralichthyidae
Source: RefSeq, a predicted model, not a curated record
CGAUCUUCUGACCCUGAAUCCUGACGUCAGUCGACUUCCUGCUCGAACACAAACAUCAUCAGUGAAUGAACUCACCCAUCCAGACGAUGUCCCCACCUCACUCCCACCCCACCACACCUCACCUACCCAUCACCCCCACACCUCCCCCAUCCCUCCUCUAUAUACAGCUGAGGUCGCUCCACUGGAAUCUCCAGAACCUCUGAUCCCCUUAAAGGCCCCAAUGAUCGUCAACCAAUCACCUCUGGCCACAGCUCAUAGUCCUGUCCACACGCCCAGCCAAUCACAGCCAACUUCCAAGCUAAAUAUUUCCCACAAUUCCUCCAGAUCGCCUCACAGGACUGAGACAGAUCUCUCUGAAUCACCGCCAACCUUACUCCACCACAUUACCCACAAUGCCCCUCAAUCUCCAUCAGUGUCUUCCAAAGCCCCUCCUACCCCAAUAUUAAGCCCCUCCCACCCUGACCCCUUCCUGCAGACCUCAGUGACUUUCACCUCCAGUGUCUCCUCCCAGUUAUACUCCCCUCUCUGCUCUUCCUCCACCUCCUUCCUUCACGCCCUCGACCCUCUGGGCCCUCCAAUUGGCCUGUCUCCUCCAUUGUCAUCAGCACACGAUCAACUGACCACGCCCCCACCUGCUUUGAGUCCACCUCCGCCUGAGUUAACUCCCACUCAGCUGCUUGGCUCCGAUGACGAGGAACAAGAAGAUCCGUCAGAUUACUGCAGAGGAGGUUAUUACCCGGUGAAGAUUGGUGACUUGUUUAACGGAAGAUAUCAUGUGGUCAGAAAACUGGGCUGGGGCCAUUUUUCUACUGUGUGGCUCUGCUGGGAUCUACAGAAGAAGCGUUUUGUGGCGUUGAAGGUCGUUAAAAGUGCUUCACAUUACACUGAGACGGCUCUGGAUGAGAUCAAACUGCUCAGAUGUGUGAGGGACUCCGACCCCACUGACCCCUACAGACAAACAAUCGUCCAACUGAUCGAUGACUUCAAGAUUUCUGGAGUCAACGGAGUCCACGUCUGUAUGGUUCUGGAGGUUUUGGGCCAUCAGCUGUUGAAGUGGAUCAUCAAGUCAAACUACAUGGGACUUCCUCUGGUCAGUGUCAAGACCAUCCUGAGACAGGUGCUCCAGGGACUCGACUACCUUCACACCAAGUGUAAGAUCAUCCACACAGACAUCAAACCAGAGAACAUCUUAUUGGACGUUGACGAUGUUUACGUCAGGAGGUUGGCCGCAGAAGCGACCAUCUGGCAGAAAGCUGGAGCCCCGCCCCCCUCAGGAUCAUCAGUUAGCACGGCUCCCAGGGAUCGACAGGUUGGUAAGAUGUCUAAGAACAAGAAGAAGAAGUUGAAGAGGAAGGCGAAGCGUCAAGAGAAGCUGUUGGAGGAGAGACUCAUUGACAUACAGAAGAUGGAUGAGGGUGGAGUUCAUCUACCUGACGACACAGACACUAACUGUUCUCUGGUUGUCAAUGGUAACCACAGCUCCUCCGCAGCCAAUAGUAAAACAAGUCCAGAUUCGACCUGCUCCUGGUUAGAGGACAGUUGUAAUGGCCACGCCCCUGGGCGUUUCUCCAGCCCUGCCUCCGGCCUAUCAAGUUUCUCCAGUUCUGUGAUGUCAGCAACGUCUGAGUCUGCCCUCUCGACUCAGUCAGGAUACUCGAGUGGACGAGAAGUGUUCACGGCAUCAGAUUUCGUCCUCAGUCCUCUGGAUCCUCUAAACGCAGACAAGUUGAAAGUGAAGAUCGCAGAUCUGGGCAAUGCCUGCUGGGUGCACAAACACUUCACAGAGGACAUUCAGACCAGACAGUACAGAGCUCUGGAGGUUCUGAUAGGAGCAGAGUACGGAACAGCUGCCGAUAUCUGGAGCACCGCCUGCAUGGCGUUUGAGUUGGCGACGGGAGAUUAUCUGUUUGAACCUCAUUCGGGAGAAGAUUACACACGAGAUGAAGAUCAUAUUGCUCACAUCAUUGAGCUGCUUGGACCCAUUCCUAUGCCCUUCGCUUUGUCUGGCAGGUACUCCAGAGAGUACUUCAACAGUAGAGGUGAGCUACGUCACAUCUCCAGUCUGAAGCCAUGGGGUCUGUUCGAGGUUCUCUUGGAGAAGUACGAGUGGCCACUGGAUCAGGCGGCUCAGUUCAGUGACUUCCUGUCCAUGAUGUUGGAUCUGCAGCCUGAACGCAGAGCGACAGCGGCGCAGUGUCUUCAGCACACGUGGCUGCAGACAUGAGUGGACUCCCACACACACACACACACGCUGAUUUCAUACAGGCUGAAUUCAGAUAUUUAUUUAUGUUGAUCCUGAUCAAGUCGACUCGUCUGUUGAUUCACAUAAACUCAGUUUUUUUCAAACGACAUCAGUCUGUUUGCAGACGAUACACUACUGUAUUUGUACAACCACAGAAAUCUGAAAAUCUCAGAUUUUUCUUAAAUCAACUAAAUGAUAUUUACCUGAAAAUGAAGAUAUGAAAAUCAUACCUCUGAUUUUAUUUAUAUUUUUAUUAUCAUCAUCAAAUAUCAUGUUUGAGAAGAAGUGAAAAGAACAAGCUCAGCAGUUUGUGUGAACGCGUCGUCUCUGAGCAGUGGUUCUUCUUAUGUACACUGUUUACAGUCUGAACCAUUCAGAACAUUCACUCAUGAUCAGACUCAUUCAUCUUCAGGAGCUGGAAGAUAAAGAGCAAGUCCCUCCUCUGACGGCUUCCACCAAUCACACACCAGAACAGCCUGGACUGUGAUUGGCUCGUGAUGAGAUCCAUGCUCCUCACAACUCUGGAGCGAAAACACCUCGACAUCUAGAUUCAGGCUCAGGUGGCUCCUCCCUGCUGACCUUUGACCCCAAAUUUUAAGUGACAGGAUAUUGAUUGGAUCAAUUAUCAAUUAAUUAAAAACUGAGUCAGAGGAAAAGAAAUGUUUCUGCUGAAUUCUACUAAUUUGUUCAUUUCUGCAUAUUUCUACUUAUUUAUGUUAAAUUCAUCUGAAUUCUGCUCAUUUCUGUCAAAUUCUAGAGUUUUCUAUUAUUUCUGCACAUUUCUGUUUUAUUUCUAAUCAUUUCUACUGAUUUGUUGACGUCUGCUGAUUAACACAGAUUUCUGUUUCUACUGGUUUCUUCAUUUUAAAACUUGUCAUUUGACUGAAUUCUACUGUUUUUCUGCUGAAUUCUGUCACUGUCUGAUUUCUGCUGUCUGACUGCUCCUGUAUGAAACCUGUGAGAAUAUAAUUGAUUAUUGAUAAGGACGUUGGAUCCUCCUCGCUGAGUGUACUGUAGCCGACCCUCUCACUGACUCUGACCACAGUAGUGAUCUCUGUAGCCGAGUCGUCCUCAGAUGACCUCUGACCUCUUCACCUGUUUCUGUUCUGACAAUUAGUGCCUUGGCCCCGCCCCUCCUACCUGUCACAUGACGUGUUUGAAAAGUUUCUUCUGUGAAAAUAAAGUUUCAUCAGAGAUUGUC